AUGGAGUUCAAGCCUGACCCUGCGUUUGCUAAAAUGCCUGGACUCCAGCAGUCACAGAGCUUCGACUUCAACGACCCAAGUUUGUGGUCCAGCAGGGUUGGGCUGUUCGAGGACUACGCCUACGCCACGACCUCCUCUAGAGGAGGUCGUGGCCAACGCUACAGGAAUGCACACGAGUUACCAACGAGGCUCGGAUCAUCCCAUCUGAAGAAAGCCAAGAAAGUGCAGUCGAGUGGUGAGGAUUCCAAGGCUGAAGAACACCAGUGCGGCUUUUGCAAAAAGAUGUUGCGCAGCAAGAGAGCCAUGAAAAGACACCAGCUCACGCACACCGGAGAGAAACGGUACACGUGCUCGGAGUGCGGCCACAAGUUCGUUCGUAAGGAGAACAUGAAGCGCCACAAGCGAAUGCACACCGGCGAGCGGCCGUUCGAGUGCGACGUGUGCGGCCAGAGGUUCACUCGCAACGCCGUCCUGGCGAACCACAGGCGCCGCCACACCGGAGAGAGGCCCUACUCUUGCUCGCUGUGUCCGGCCACGUUCGGCACCAGGUUCGCGAUGACGACGCACACGGCGGGCCACAAGCGCAAGGCUCCCUACGAGUGCCUCAUGUGCGGCAUGAAGUUCGUCUCGGGCAAAAAGUUCGACAGUCACGUGCGCAACCACUCGGCGAAGAGGCCGUACGUGUGUCACCUGUGCUCAACCGACUUCAUUCAAAAGUACCAACUACGCGUCCAUCUCGCCAAGCACUCUGGCGAGAAGCCCCAUCAGUGCAACGUGUGCCACAGGGCGUUCUCGAGGCGCGUGUCGCUCGUGAAUCACAUGAGCGCCAAGCACAAUGCUGAGGAAGAUUGA
Molecule: messenger RNA, 852 nt
Organism: Rhipicephalus microplus (southern cattle tick)
Lineage: Eukaryota; Metazoa; Arthropoda; Arachnida; Ixodida; Ixodidae
Biological process (GO): regulation of transcription by RNA polymerase II
Molecular function (GO): DNA-binding transcription factor activity, RNA polymerase II-specific; RNA polymerase II cis-regulatory region sequence-specific DNA binding
Source: RefSeq, a predicted model, not a curated record